This is a messenger RNA of Populus trichocarpa (black cottonwood), 741 nucleotides long. RefSeq lists its product as uncharacterized. The record is from RefSeq and is a predicted model, not a curated record. The transcript has 4 exons. Bases 39 to 530 code for a protein of 163 amino acids. NCBI's taxonomy places the organism in Eukaryota, Viridiplantae, Streptophyta, Magnoliopsida, Malpighiales, Salicaceae.
UACCAAUUAGAGAGCGGUUUUUAUCUUUUCAAGUUGUAAUGGCAAUCUUAGCUUUGCCAAAACUAAAAUUCCUUGCCUUCAUGACUCUAAUUUUCAUGGCCAGAUUGUGCUGCUACACAGGAUAUGCUCAGGUUGUCCCCGGACAGAUGGUUGCUAAAGCAUUGUUGUGUUUGAAUAACAAGAUUAUUUAUUCAGGAUGUGACGAGGCAUAUAGAUUAACACAGAGUGGGAAUCUUAAUGUACCUCCUGAAGCAACUGAACUAUUCUGUAAUGGACCUUGCUUAGCUGAGACAAGAUUAGCGCUGAGUUGCAUUAAUGAUGUGAUAUCAGAUUUUCUUUUCUAUAAUAAGGCUACUGUAAGAGACAUAAAUUAUGCGCUGAGUGCUGGUUGCAGCUCCACUAGGCAAAGAGGUGACUUCAAUGUGGCAAGGUACAUCAAUGGUGAAACAAGUAGUGCAUCAAGCUUGCCCAACUUGAUUGGAUUCUAUGCCUUGGCUUUGUUUAUUUGGUGGUGGAUAUUGCUCUUGUAAUGUAACUCAUCAAAUUGCAAGAAUAUACUACAGGACUUAUAAACAUGCCAUCCAAGUUCUAAAAUGAGAGAAUUUAUGAAGGGAUUACAGUUAUUUAUGGAAUCUAUGUUUUGUGAAGUUGAUUUUACUUUCUAAAUUGUUAUAGAAUAUAUACUUGGCGUCAAGAUAUUUUGUUCAAAAGAUAAACCAACUUUUUUGUACUUCUUUUUUU